Pseudocercospora fijiensis CIRAD86 is the source of this 261-nucleotide messenger RNA. RefSeq lists its product as uncharacterized. Gene Ontology annotation, molecular function: oxidoreductase activity, acting on paired donors, with incorporation or reduction of molecular oxygen; iron ion binding; monooxygenase activity. The transcript has a single exon. The record is from RefSeq and is a predicted model, not a curated record. The annotation marks the transcript as partial. Lineage: Eukaryota; Fungi; Ascomycota; Dothideomycetes; Mycosphaerellales; Mycosphaerellaceae.
UUACGCCUGUAUCUACCAGUCCCGGUCGUGCAUCCUCGCCGAACUCCUCGCGGCUGUUGUGUGAUCGACGGCUGGUGGGUCGCAGGAGACACCCAGGUCAGCAUCAACCAGUAUGCCGCGCAUCACGACGAGGAAGCGUUUCAUCGAGUUCACGAAUACAUACCAGAGCGCCGGCUGCCAGACAGACCCGACGAGUUCAGGAACGAUCGAUUGGGUUCUGUUCAACCGUUCCACAUCGGGCCGAGGAAUUGCUUGGGUUGA